Funneliformis caledonium is the source of this 918-nucleotide messenger RNA. NCBI's taxonomy places the organism in Eukaryota, Fungi, Glomeromycota, Glomeromycetes, Glomerales, Glomeraceae. The record is from the annotation of a GenBank genome assembly.
AUGUCUCGUGCACGUACUUCAAAAGAUAUUUGGUUGGCAAGGAUUUUGGAUAGAUUUGAUGAACUCUUACAUAACUAUCCAAUAUUACCGAAAAAGUCGUUGACAGAAAGAAGUUUGCCGUUCAAAAUUGGCUCGAAAAUAACAAUCAAAAAUUAUAACACUUUCCUUCACAAUUAUGGGUCGUCUGGAUACAAAUUCUGGUUCAAUUUAAACAAUGACACUAAGACUGGUGAAGUGUAUAUAAUUGAUAUGGCCUCAACCGUAUAUGAGGAUGUUGUUUCACGAAUUCAAGAGUUUUUCAAAGUUCCCAAUAAUGGAUUUGUUGAUGAUCCUCUAAUCAGAGUCUCUGGACAACCUCUACACAACGAUCCUAGUGGAAUAGGGGUUGAAAUAGCUCCUGAUGUUGCUAUACGCCCAAGUAUGGCAGUUGUUCAAAGACCAGUCACUUCCACCAGAAUACCUCCUCCUCCCAGUGACAAGGGCGUGGCUGUAGGACAGGGUGUUGGUCAAUUGGGACGAAAAUGUUCGACUUGGAUGUUAGAACCAUACGUUCGUGCUGUCAUCAGCAUUAAGAUUUUAGUUCCAAGACCAGGUGUGCAAGAACCCGGAACCGGAUAUCUAUUUAGAUCAAUGACAGCAAAACUUUAUCGCCAAGGAAUGGCAAUAAAAGUGUGGGAUUUUGGGAAUGUUAAAAAAAAUUCAAGAGAUCCCCUUGGUGAUAUUAAUGACCCUACUCUUUGCAACGCACCAAACGAUCCAAGGUUUCAGAUAAACAUUCCGAUUAGUGAGGUAUUUUGGGACCCACCAUCUCCAAUUCCAUCUAUAUAUGUUCCAGUAAUCCCGACAAACGUAAUCAGUAAAAAUUUCAAUAUUGAUCUGUACUGGAUCCAGCGAGCUGCUUUACAAGCUAAAAUUUGA